AGGACCAACAGAAUCUCCUAAGCAUUUGGUUUCUUCCCUGCUCCCGCACCAGCCUUCCCCGCGCACCGCACUUCGCUUGGACCUUUCUGAGGUUAAAAACUCCGCAAGGAAAAGGAGGAAACGCAGAAGACUGUGACUACGCGAUCCAUUUUUGUGCACCAGGGUAUUUCCACAGCCUCCUGGAGGUGCUUUUGGCAGAAAGCGGGAGCUGUGGCUUCACCGCGAGGGCCAGCUCCUUGGAGGGGACGUUUCCCGGGACGCCCGGGGGGUACCGCGUUCAGAGCGCUGCACCUACUCCGCGUGAAAGGCUUCUGUGGCUUCCCGGCUGCACCCCCCGCUUUGCCGCCGGGCAAGGGGAGCCCUCGCUGUGAGGUGCCGGUGCCGGCUGGGCGGGUGGGACAGCAGCCCUGGCUAGCCGGCAGACAGACGGACGGACGGAGGGACGGAGGCACGGACGGAAGGCGGGCAGAGGCGGGGAGGAAGCGCGGCAGUGCGCAGGUGCGGGCGGAGGCGGCGGGCAUGGCGUCCGUGGUGCUGAGCGAGGCGGAGAAGCUGUACAUCGUGCACGGCGUGCAGGAAGACCUUCGUGUCGAUGGUCGAGGCUGUGAAGACUACAGAUGUGCAGAAGUAGAAACAGAUGUUGUAUCAAACACAAGUGGAUCUGCAAGAGUAAAGCUGGGAGAAACUGAUAUCUUGGUAGGCAUAAAAGCUGAAAUGGGGACACCGAAGCUGGAGAAACCAGAUGAAGGUUACCUGGAAUUUUUUGUUGACUGUUCUUCAAAUUCUCCUGAGUUGGAAGGCCGGGGAGGAGAAGAACUUGGCACAGAUAUAGCAAAUACACUAUAUAGAAUAUUCAGCUGCGAGAACAGUGUAGACUUGAAAUCCCUUUGUAUUAAUCCCAAAGAGCACUGUUGGGUUCUCUAUGUGGAUGUAUUGUUAUUGGAAUGUGGUGGGAACAUCUUUGAUGCAAUCUCCAUCGCAGUGAAGGCAGCUCUCUUUAACACAAGAAUACCCAAAGUGCGUGUUCUGGAGGAUGAAGAAGGCACCAAAGAGAUUGAGCUGUCUGAUGACCCUUAUGAUUGUAUUCGACUCAACAUAGAUGAGGUGCCCUGUGUUGUCACACUAAGCAAAAUUGGAUAUAGGCACGUGGUGGAUGCUACCCUUCAGGAAGAAGCCUGUUCUUUGGCAAGCCUGCUUAUUUCAGUGACCAGUAAAGGUGCCAUCACUUCUAUGAAGAAGGUGGGAAAAGGUAGCCUGGAUCCUGAGAGUAUUUUUGAAAUGAUGGAGACAGGACAAAGAGUAGGCAAGUCACUUCACAUAGCCCUUCAGAAGAUUUUGGAUGAAGAAGAGAAUCUGGGGACUUCACGACCAAAAGUUGGAUUUCUAGGAUGAGUUUUUAUUAAAUGUUCAAAACUGUUUUUAA
Molecule: messenger RNA, 1423 nt
Organism: Taeniopygia guttata (zebra finch)
Lineage: Eukaryota; Metazoa; Chordata; Aves; Passeriformes; Estrildidae
Gene: EXOSC7
Product: exosome component 7
Biological process (GO): exonucleolytic trimming to generate mature 3'-end of 5.8S rRNA from tricistronic rRNA transcript (SSU-rRNA, 5.8S rRNA, LSU-rRNA); nuclear polyadenylation-dependent rRNA catabolic process; U5 snRNA 3'-end processing
Cellular component (GO): nuclear exosome (RNase complex); cytoplasmic exosome (RNase complex)
Molecular function (GO): mRNA 3'-UTR AU-rich region binding
Source: RefSeq, a predicted model, not a curated record